Messenger RNA from Ctenopharyngodon idella (grass carp), 1976 nucleotides. RefSeq names its product RAP1A, member of RAS oncogene family b (gene rap1ab). The coding region runs from base 297 to 854 and encodes 185 amino acids. Gene Ontology annotation, molecular function: GDP binding; GTP binding; GTPase activity. Lineage: Eukaryota; Metazoa; Chordata; Actinopteri; Cypriniformes; Xenocyprididae. The record is from RefSeq and is a predicted model, not a curated record. The transcript is spliced from 8 exons. Gene Ontology annotation, cellular component: plasma membrane. Gene Ontology annotation, biological process: negative regulation of synaptic vesicle exocytosis; cellular response to cAMP; Rap protein signal transduction.
CUGUUAGUCUCUGAGCUAAAAUCGCUGUGCUGCUAGUUCGCGCCGGAGCGCUGAGUAGGUGAGUGACAGGCUCGUUACGUGAGCGGCUCGCGAGGUCGCAUUAAGGGCAGCACGGCCGUCUUUUUCCGCUCCCAAAGCUCGUUUCCUAUCAGCAGCAGGUGCUGUUUCGUGGAAUGACCCAGUUUGCUGAGGAGAAAAGGGAUUGAGGUUGUCUGCAGCUGAACACGCUAAAGUUUGUCGGGUUAUUCCGGCGGGUGUGUGAAGAGCACUGAGGAGUCUGGUGAAGAGACCCUGCCAUGCGUGAAUACAAGCUUGUGGUGUUGGGCUCUGGUGGUGUGGGCAAGUCAGCCCUGACGGUCCAGUUUGUCCAGGGAAUUUUCGUUGAGAAAUAUGACCCCACAAUAGAAGACUCCUACAGAAAGCAAGUGGAGGUGGACGGUCAGCAGUGCAUGUUGGAGAUCCUGGACACAGCAGGAACAGAGCAGUUCACAGCCAUGAGGGACCUGUACAUGAAGAACGGUCAGGGCUUUGCUCUUGUGUACUCAAUCACAGCACAGUCCACAUUCAAUGACCUGCAGGAUUUACGAGAGCAGAUCCUACGAGUAAAGGACACAGAGGAUGUGCCGAUGAUCCUGGUGGGUAAUAAGUGUGAUCUGGAGGACGAGAGGGUGGUGGGGAAAGAACAGGGGCAAAAUCUGGCCCGGCAGUGGAACAACUGUGCCUUUCUAGAGUCCUCCGCCAAAUCAAAGAUCAACGUCCUUGAUAUCUUUUAUGACUUGGUCAGACAAAUUAACAGGAAAACACCGGUGGAAAAGAAGAAAGCAAAAAAGAAAUCCAAUUGUGUCCUCCUGUAGAGCCAGCAGCAGCUCUGAGCCAGAAUGCUGUAAUGAAGAACUGUUAGCUUUUUUUGGAUCAUGCCAGCAUUCCCAUCCUCAAUGAGUGAUUCAAUGGAACAGCUGACUGACUGACUCAAAGCAGCACCGGACAUAGCGAGCGAGAACACCAGUCACAACUCUUUAUUUCUUCUUUAUGUUGGCAGAAAAAUCUGAGGAAAAACUCAAUUUACCAUAAGCAAUUUCAGUAGAACUGUGAACAGCUCAACAUUUCCCUGACCUUUUGGACUUUUUUCAUCACUGACCUUGUGGCUGAUGAAGAAAUUAAACCUUAUGUUAACAUAAUAGUGAACAUUAACCACCAUGAGACACCUUUUCAGUUGCCACACAAUGAAUCUUAGGACAUAAUACCUCGGGAUUCUUCAUCUAUCUUUUUUGCUUUACGUUGAAUAUCUGGUGGCAAUAUUUGAAAUCCUUCAACUUCCUCUAAAAACCCAUUGAUACAUCUGUUCAGAAACUUGACAGAGGAGAAAAUCACUGAAAUUUCACCACAAAUGUGUUUUUAAACCCCCAUAAACUCUUGAACUCUUUGCUUUUCAGUGGCCUCAUCUGUUGAAAAAGCAGGACGAGAAAUCAGAGUUAACAGUAUUCAUUUGCGCAAUACCGCAUGUUCAAGGACAUGGAGGAUGACAACGUUCAAUAUCCAGUUAUCAGCAUGACCAUCUUUAAGUGUAGAUGUUGUAAAUGAUGUCUAGUUCAAUUGUUUCCUUUUUAAGUUGUAUUUCCAUUCUUGGUACAAUGUGUAAAUGUCUAUAGAUGACAAACAUGUAAAUAUUGUUUUGCUGACAACUAUGGACACUCAUCAGAAAGUUCUGCCCCAUUCCCAAUGUGACAUUAUUUUGUAUUCAGUCACUUGGUUUUCCUAGCUCAUAUAUCAUAUUCUAAUGCCAUUCUAUUUCAUAAAGACUGUUUCAGAAGUAAACAGGCCUUUUUUAUAGUGUAAAAAGUGGAGGAAGGAGCGAUCGAUUUCUAUGCCUAUCAAGACUGAAAUAUAUUGUACUAAACCAACUAUUUCCUCUUGUGUUUUUCUGUCAAAAGAUGUUCUGGCUUUUAAGAUUAUUAAAUUUUAGUACCUUUUCAUUA